CAUAAGUGCCGGAGAGCUACAUGCGGCCUCACCCUCGCGCCGUUGCUAGACGAGUCUGUUAUCUAUCAGCGACUUUAUCGCCGGUUUUCUUGGACUUUGCCGGGCAUUUUUGGAUUUAACGGCGGUCAAAUACCAGAGAAGGUCACAUUAUCCGGUUACGACCUGGUUACACGUUUGAUUGACGUGUUGAAGCCACACCCAUGCUUUAAAUCCACCUGCGCUUUCAGAAACUUACUCUACUGAAGCGCACAGGGACCCGAGCACUGUCUGGACACAAAUAAUAGCGGAUAAACCUUCUGUUAGAGCUAUCUGGACCACCCAGCUCAAGAAAAACGGCUGCGUUUAACGAAAGCUUUGUUCUGCGCUUGAGCCCUCCAGGUCAAUAGGACAGCAAAGAUGAUGCAGAUCUGCGACUCCUACAACCAAAAAAACUCUCUCUUCAAUGCCAUGAACCGGUUUAUUGGUGCCGUGAAUAACAUGGACCAGACGGUCAUGGUUCCAAGUUUGCUGAGGGACGUCCCGUUGGAUCAGGAAGAGGAGAAAGAGGUAACCUCUUUCCAGGAUGGAGACAUGUAUGGCUCUUAUGUGCUCCUCAAAUCAAUCAGGAAUGAUAUUGAAUGGGGUGUACUUCAAGCCGAAGAGAGGCGUAAAGAGAAACAUGGCGUGACGACGACACCCCUGGAGGUGUCUCGCAUUGAACCAAACGAUGAGGACUUGGAGAAGCUGUUUCAUUAUCAUCUAAGCGGACUACACACAGUACUGGCGAAGCUCACUAGAAAAGCGAACACUUUAACAAACAGGUACAAGCAAGAAAUUGGUAUCGGUGGCUGUGGGAAUUGAGACGAACUGAAGUUUACAACGCCGUUGGACCGCAAAAAAAUUUUAAUUCACAAGGGUGCAGCAGGGGUUGAAGCCAAAUGGGCCCCUCGUGGUUUCCAUGCAUCUUUAAUUCCCCGGAUCGAAAAAAAGACUAGUGCUUGAUGCCGGUUUAUAAGCACCCUUAAUUCCCCUGCUAACAUCCCUUGAUAUUGUUUGCACAACCUGGAUACUAGCUUUGAAAUUUAAUGCGACUUAUUUAAAUAAGCAAACAUUUUAAAAGAUAUGCAAAAGAUAUUUCAUGGACCGUUGUGGCAGUUGUAAUAAUGUUGCUUCUAACGGGCUUGAGUCAGAAUUAAAAUCCCUAAUUAUGUAUAAAAAUGCACAGUUCUGCGCUCAACAGCCACUGGUACAUCAUGACAUCCCAAUCGAUGACGGAAUCGCAUGAUAGAUCCUACGGAUGUUGAGAGAUUCCUGGAGAUUGCAUCACAGUUACUGUUGUUAAAUGUCUAGAAGGAAAAAGUUGUCGUGUAUUUUUUUCUAUGGUCCCUAAAAUAAACAUUUUGUAAAUGCAA
This is a messenger RNA of Danio aesculapii, 1391 nucleotides long. RefSeq names its product MID1 interacting protein 1b (gene mid1ip1b). NCBI's taxonomy places the organism in Eukaryota, Metazoa, Chordata, Actinopteri, Cypriniformes, Danionidae. Gene Ontology annotation, cellular component: cytosol. The transcript has 2 exons. Bases 397 to 840 code for a protein of 147 amino acids. The record is from RefSeq and is a predicted model, not a curated record. Gene Ontology annotation, biological process: regulation of lipid biosynthetic process.